AUGUCUCACGACAACCUCCCUUCCGUCUCCUUCUCCUCUUUCCACUGCCACGUCACCUCGCCACCCAAGAAGCGAGCGGACGCGUCGCGUUCGCCUCUCGUCGCUGGCGCGGACUUUCGCAGCCCGCGCCGGCCGCUUUCAGGCACAACCCGCAACAGCCGCUGCCACGGCAUGGCGCGGGGGGGGGCGUGGCUCCCGAAGUGGGAACUUGACAACGAUGACGACUCGGCGGGAGCGACGGCGGGUGAAAGAAAAGCCAGGAGGCAAGCCGGGAAACGGCCGGAGAGUGAAGUGGCUGGUAAUGGUGAAGUGAAAGAAUUCUCGGAAAUAGUUGCGGAGAGCAGGAGGACAGCAGCGGUGACCGGGACGGACGCGGGGAACGAUCAAGAGAUGGAAAUGGACGAGGCGGUCUCACCUGCUUGCGUGUUGGCCACGGCAGCGCGGGAAGCGCUUGCCAUGUCAGCGGCUGAGGGCUGCUCUUGCGAAAACGCGGAUGAUGGCGCGAGCAGCGCGGAACUCGCGGGAAUGGCGUGCGCUGGGGAUGCUGUUGCGGAGAGGGAGGGGCAGGACGUGGCGGAGUCUGAACGGAAGGUUGUCGUUCCAAACGCCUGCGGUUCCCCCUCCCUACAGGUCCCUGCAGUCUUGUCGACCGUAGAGGCGGAACUAGACCAGCGCCGGGAGGUGCUGGGGGGGAUGCUGGCGGUGCUUCGUCAACGGAUGAGCGCCCUUAGAGCCCUGGCAGGCGGAGAAGGGAGCGGUGAAAGCGGCGUAGAAGAGGAGAUUGAUAGAGUGGUGGAUGGCAGAGAGGAAGAUGAGAGAGACGAUGUGGAAGCAGAGGAGGAGGAGUCUGAAGACGGGGAUGGUCUGAUGAAUGAGGAGAGGCGAGAUGGGGAGGUCAACGACUGUGGCAAUCAGCAUCGUCGUCAGCCUCCUCAUUAG
Molecule: messenger RNA, 939 nt
Organism: Closterium sp. Naga37s-1
Lineage: Eukaryota; Viridiplantae; Streptophyta; Zygnematophyceae; Desmidiales; Closteriaceae
Source: the annotation of a GenBank genome assembly